GGUACAAAUUGGUGUCAAUACUGAUCAAUACGCAUAAUUACGUAUGAAUAUAACGUGAUUAAAAGCGGUUAAAGAUUAAUCUUAUUUUUUUACAAAAUGUCAGCUAAAAUAAAAAACAAAGUACUUGUAUACGAAGGUAGUAAUUAUCUCAGAUAUCGCCUAUUAUUAUCCACAUUAUCUGGAAAGCCAGUAAAAAUUACAAAUAUUAGGACAAAAAAUGAUGAUCCUGGUCUUAAAGAAUAUGAGAUUAGUUUUAUCCGUCUGUUGGAUAAAAUGACUAAUGGUACAAAAAUUGAAUUAAAUGAAACUGGUACCAGUAUAUAUUACAAUCCUGGUUUAUUACAUGGAGGUGAAUUGGAACAUGAUUGUAGCUUGCAAAGGGGUAUUGGUUAUUAUUUGGAAGCAAUUAUGAUACUUGCUCCAUUUUGUAAAAGUCGUAUUGAUUUGAAGCUCAGAGGGGUGACCAAUAAUACGAUAGAUCUAUCAGUGGACAGAAUUCAGACUGCUGGUAUACCAAUACUGAAAAAAUUUCUAACAGGUGACAAUGAAGUUAUAUUAGAUAUUCGCAAAAGAGGAGUAGCCCCUUUGGGAGGUGGAGAAGUACAAUUUAAAUGUCCUAUUAAUCGUAACCUUAAAACUAUUCAGUUGGAAGAUAGUGGAAUGGUGAAACGUAUUAGGGGUACAGCAUGUAGCAUAAGAGUUUCUCCAGCAAUUGCUAAUCGUAUUGUUGAAUCAGCAAAAAGUGUUCUUCUUAAGUUUUUACCAGAUGUAUAUAUUUAUGCAGACCAUUGUAAAAGAUCAAUUAGUGGAAAGUCUCCUGGUUUUGGGGUGACAUUGACAGCGGAAACUACUAAAGAAGUAUUUUUUAGCGGACAAGCAUUCUCUCCAUUAAUGACAACAGGUUCAUUGCCAUGUGUACCUGAAGAUCUUGGUAAAGAAGCUGCAAUCAAACUUUUAGAUGAAAUUUACAGGAAUGGAUGUAUAGAUUCGGUUUUUCAAAGUAUGACUGCUGCAUUUAUGGCUCUUGGCAAAAAGGAUGUUUGUAAAGUUAUAAUAGGACCAUUAACUCCAGCAAUGAUACAAUUUCUACGCGAUUUACGGGACUUCUUUGGAGUUACCUUCAAGAUAGAACAAAUCAAGGAAAGAGAAGAUGAAACAUUAUCGCAACAGAAUGAGGAGGAUUUACCAUACGAAGAAGAAAUUUUACGAAAUCCAUAUUCAGUCAAACAUUGGCAACGGUAUAUUGAUCAUCUUAAAAGUACAAACAGUAAGAAUUUAAAUGUGGUAUACGAACGAGCAUUAAAAGAACUUCCGGGCAGUUACAAGCUAUGGUAUAAUUAUCUUCGACAACGUGUGAGUCAACUAAAAGGUCGAUGUAUAAUAGAUCCAUUGUACGAAGAUGUUAAUAAUGCAUUUGAACGAGCUUUAGUAUUUAUGCAUAAAAUGCCACGUAUAUGGAUGGAUUAUUGUACCCUAAUGACUGAAGAAUGUUAUAUAACACGAACGCGUCAAGUAUUUGAUCGGUCUCUUAGAGCGCUUCCUAUUACGCAGCAUCAUCGUAUAUGGCCAUUAUAUAUUCAUUUUUUAAAGAAACAUAAUGUAUAUGAGACUGCUGUUAGAGUCUUUAGAAGAUACUUAAAGCUAGCACCAGAAGAUACAGAAGAAUAUAUUGAAUAUUUAAUAUCAAUUGAAAGACUUGAUGAGGCUGCUGUGAAACUUGCACAGAUCGUCAACCAAGACGAUUUUGUAUCAAAGCACGGAAAGUCUAAUCAUCAACUAUGGAAUGAAUUAUGCGAUUUAAUAUCAAAAAAUCCUUCAAAGAUAAAGUCUUUGAAUGUAGAUGCUAUUAUUAGAGGCGGUUUAAGACGUUAUACAGAUCAAUUGGGACCUUUAUGGAAUUCAUUAGCAGAUUAUUACGUACGAAGUGGCCUCUUUGAAAGGGCGAGGGAUAUUUAUGAAGAAGCUAUACAGACAGUUACUACUGUCAGAGAUUUUACACAAGUUUUCGACGCUUAUGCACAAUUUGAAGAACUUAGUCUUAAGAAACUCAUAGAAGAAGCAGCAAGAAAUCCUACUGAAGAAGAUGACAUAAAGUUAGAAUUGAGACUGGCGCGAUUGGAACAUCUCAUGGAAAGGAGACUAUUGUUACUCAAUUCUGUGUUGUUACGACAAAAUCCACACAAUGUAGCAGAAUGGCAUAAAAGAGUAAAACUUUAUGAAGGGCAACCACAUGAGAUAAUUAAUACAUAUACAGAAGCAGUUCAGACAGUGCAACCACAGUUAGCAGUUGGUAAACUAUACACAUUGUGGGUUGCGUUUGGCAAAUUUUAUGAGGAAAAUGGACAAAUAGAAGAUGCUAGAGUAGUAUUUGAAAAAGCAACUCUUGUACCAUAUACCAAAGUAGACGAUCUUGCUUCAGUAUGGUGUGAAUGGGCGGAAAUGGAAAUUAGACAUGGGAACUGCAAAGAAGCUUUAAAACUCAUGCAUCGUGCCACUACAAUGCCAGCUAGAAAAGUAGCAUAUCAUGAUGAAACAGAAACGGUACAAGUGAGAUUAUACAAAUCUUUAAAAGUAUGGUCCAUGUAUGCAGAUUUGGAAGAAAGUUUCGGUACAUUUAAGACUUGUAAAACAGUAUAUGACAAAAUAAUCGAUUUGAAAAUCGCAACUCCUCAAAUUAUCAUCAAUUAUGGACUGUUUUUGGAAGAAAAUAAUUACUUUGAGGAAGCAUUUAGGGCAUAUGAAAAAGGUAUUGCGCUGUUUAAGUGGCCUAAUGUUUAUGACAUUUGGAAUACGUACCUCACAAAAUUUUUAAAACGUUACGGUGGUACAAAACUAGAACGUACAAGAGAUCUGUUUGAGCAAUGUUUAGAAUAUUGUCCACCAAAGUAUGCCAAAGCUUUAUAUUUGUUGUAUGCAAAGCUAGAAGAAGAACAUGGUUUAGCAAGACAUGCCAUGUCUGUAUAUGAACGUGCGACGAAUGCUGUCCUCCCAGAAGAAAGAUUCGACAUGUUCAAUAUAUAUAUUAAGAAAGCUGCCGAUAUAUAUGGUGUACCAAAAACUCGGCAAAUAUAUGAAAAGGCUAUAGAAGUCUUGAAUGAUGACAACACAAGAGAAAUAUGUUUACGAUUUGCAGAAAUGGAAACCAAAUUAGGAGAAGUAGAUAGAGCGAGAGCGAUAUAUGCGCAUUGUAGCCAAAUAUGUGAUCCAAGGGUCACGUCCAACUUUUGGCAAAUUUGGAAAGAAUUUGAAGUCAGACAUGGAAAUGAGGACACAAUGCGUGAAAUGCUUCGAAUCAAACGUAGCGUGCAAGCUAUGUAUAAUACUCAAGUAAACAUGAUGUCCGCACAAAUGUUGAAUAAUGCAUCCAAUCAAAUAUCAGAUGUUACGCUGGAUGCUAUGCGUUUAUUAGAUAGUAAAAUUACAUCAAAUGCAGACAAUGCUGCUGAUGUCAAAGGAGUUAUCAAAUUUGUACGUGGUGUAACAGAAAAAGAUGGGAAACCAGAAUCUCAUGUGAAUAAUCCAGAUGAGAUUAAUAUUGACAUAGAUGACGAAAAUGAUAAUGAUGUAGAAAUAGAAGAAAUAGAAGAAGAUGUACCGAUUGAGAAACAGACUAUACCAUCACAAGUAUUUGGUAGUUUAAAAGCAGUCCAAACUGAAGAGGAUUGAGAUUUUAAUAAGAUAGCAUUAUGGUUAAAUAAUAUCUAUAAUAUUUAUAUGUAGCAACUAUAUUGCUAUACAGGGUGUUUUUUAUAUAGCGGAUACUAAUCGUAUAGCACUAU
Trachymyrmex cornetzi is the source of this 3779-nucleotide messenger RNA. RefSeq names its product Pre-mRNA-splicing factor SYF1 fand. The transcript is spliced from 21 exons. Bases 97 to 3666 code for a protein of 1189 amino acids. Gene Ontology annotation, biological process: generation of catalytic spliceosome for first transesterification step; mRNA splicing, via spliceosome; ribosome biogenesis. Lineage: Eukaryota; Metazoa; Arthropoda; Insecta; Hymenoptera; Formicidae. Gene Ontology annotation, molecular function: catalytic activity; protein binding. Gene Ontology annotation, cellular component: nucleolus; Prp19 complex; post-mRNA release spliceosomal complex. The record is from RefSeq and is a predicted model, not a curated record.